Molecule: messenger RNA, 1062 nt
Organism: Alternaria triticimaculans
Lineage: Eukaryota; Fungi; Ascomycota; Dothideomycetes; Pleosporales; Pleosporaceae
Exons: 1
Coding region: 1-1062 (353 amino acids)
Source: RefSeq, a predicted model, not a curated record
AUGGACGCAAUCAGCUUGCUGCCACCGGCCCAGACCACCAACACCACGGUGGUCACUACGACAAAGACUACCGCUACCGCGACAACGACCAUAACAACAGUUACUACAGUCACGACCACGACGCCUCAGGGCACGACCGUCUUCACUCCAUUCCGGUUCCUCGACUUGCCUGUCGAACUCCGAAUAAUGGUGUACGAAGAGCUGGUCGUUGUUGGCAAGGUCUUCUACACGCCUGACGACUACGCUAUCGAGAACGAGAAACGUUUCAAGGACUGGGAAUCUUACCGCGCUCCACGACUGGCCAUACUACGGAUUUGCAAGCAAGUUCACGACGAAGCUGAAGAAGUCUACCUGGGAAAGAACUUGUUCGUACUCCCGGACCAGUGUACAAAGAGGCAACCACUUGCAGGAUCGGGUCUAUGUUCCAAUGCUGCUCGCAAAGAUCCGAACAUCAGCCAUAUACCGUUUCACGACCGGUGGCUGUUCUCCGCUGCAGCUUCUCGUCUGAUUAAGAAUAUCAGCGUAGCUAUUAGCACACGUUCCGAUGAAAGCUCGUCCCCAUACGCUUAUAACCACUCGCUUUGGGAAGAGGAUGGCGAAUUCGACAGCAUGGUUUCCACCGCCCGUCUUAAAUACGUACAUGAUUGGGCGACAGAAAAUAUGGCAGACGACUUGGAUGACUAUAUCGAUGAUCUGUCCAAGUUCUUCAGAAACGGCGAGAAGCUUCCAUUGAUCCGCCUCAACUAUCUGGAGUUCGAUGUGACCAAUGCAUACUGCCCGAUAGGAUGUUGUCGCAUGGUCUGCCCGUUCUGGGGGCUACUUAUGAGAUUAGGACCGAACAAAACAUCAUUCUUGGGAGUGAGGAACGCAGUGGAAAAAAGCCUUAUUAUGGAAUCUGUGCUGGAGUGUUUCUACGACGUGUCUGAAGUGCUACCCGAAAAGCUCAGGGCGAAGUAUGAAGCGGACGAGGAAGUGGAUGAGAAAGAGAUGAGGAAGGCGUUGGGCGUUGUCUGCAACCCAAAGAAAUCGCACUGGGAGCAGUGGAAGGUUGAGACUAAGUAG